GCUGUAGGUCUGAAGGCCAGGUAGGUCUUGGUAGAUGUGGCACAUGGACUUUGACAUUCUCCAAAGAGGAGAGAGACAGUCUCGGAAGGAAGCUGUGCUGAAAGAAGGUGGGAAGCCACCGAGCAGGAAGAUAAAAUAGCUACACAACUCACUAAAAACACGAGAGAAAUUCUGAGGGUCAGGGAUGGAAUUCUGGGCUCCCCAGUGGCCACCUCAGCCACAGGGGAGGCCCACGGCUCCAGCAAAGGAUCCAGACCGUGGGCUUCGGAGAGACAGAAUUCAUCGGCCCAUUCCUCACUCUUGGUACAAUGGAGAGAGGUAUCACCAGUGGCAAGAUCCCCACAGGAGCCCCCCGCCACAGCAGGACCCCAGGACAGACCGCCAGCAGCCCCGUUAUGCGUCCAGGCCUGGAGAAAGGCAUCAGCCUGUGUCCGGGGCUGACUAUUACAAAAGUGGUUAUUCCAGCCAGUUGUAUUCAAGGGCGGGCAUUGAGGAUCCAUAUCAAAGCUAUCAUUCUUCAACCCUAAGGGAAGAACAUGCUUAUGGACAUUAUUACUACCAUAGACACCCGCAGCAGCUACAGGAAGAAAGAGUGCCAAGGCGAGAGAGUCCUUAUAUCUGGCAGGAAGAUCACCGAGAUCAAAAGUACCUCAGUGAGCAUCAGCAUGAAAACCAGAAUAGUCUAUCCAAGAGUCAGAACCCUUAUAAAGACAGCCCUGCUUCUAACACUGGACAGGAGAGGCCUGGGGACAUGAUUCUGGAGAGUCUGCUAACUGGAACCCAGAAGAAUGAGCCACCACUGGCCGACGAGUCCAACCUUCUCCAGCAGCAUGAGUCUGGCCUCACCUCCAGCGCCUACGAGCUCAGUCAGUAUAUAGGAGAUGCCUCUGAGCUGUACAACCCCAUGGCACCAGCAGCUUUGAGUCCAGUUCAGGCUGAGAAUGUCUCGGCAGCAGGUCCUAAGGAGCCCAUGAAAUUCUACAUCCCUCAUGUGCCUGUGAGUUUUGGGCCAGGAGGUCAGCUGGUGUAUGUGAGUCCCAGCUCCCCCAGAGAUGGACAGACGGCCCUAGUUGAACUGCACAGCAUGGAGAUUAUUCUUAAUUAUUCUGAGGAGCAAGAAGAGCUGAGGACUUUCUCAGGACCCCUGAUCAGGGAGGAUGUACACAAGGUGGACAUCAUGACAUUUUGCCAGCAGAAAGCAGCUCAGAGCCAAAAAUCAGAGACACAAAGGAGCAGAGAUUCAGCUCUACUGUGGCAAUUGCUGGUUCUCCUGUGUCGGCAGAAUGGGUCCAUGGUGGGGUCUGACAUCGCUGAACUGCUGAUGCAAGACUGCAAGAAGCUGGAGAAGUAUAAGAGGCAGCCGCCGGUGGCUAACCUCAUCAACCUGACCGAUGAGGAUUGGCCUGUGCUGAGCUCAGGGACCCCAAACCUGCUCACCGGGGAGGUUCCCCCCAGCGUGGAGACACCUGCACAGAUCGUAGAGAAAUUCACUAAACUGCUCUACUACGGAAGGAAGAAGGAAGCCUUGGAGUGGGCCAUGAAGAACCACUUGUGGGGCCACGCUUUGUUCCUUGCCAGCAAGAUGGACCCAAGGACCUACAGCUGGGUUAUGAGUGGCUUCACCAGCACGCUGGCUUCCAACGACCCCCUGCAGACCCUCUUCCAGUUCAUGUCGGGGAGGAUCCCCCAAGCAGCCACGUGCUGUGGAGACAAGCAGUGGGGAGACUGGAGGCCUCACCUGGCUGUGAUUCUGUCCAAUCAGGGUGGGGACGCAGAGCUGCACCAGCGUGCGAUUAUCACCAUGGGGGACACCCUGGCUGGGAAGGGACUGGUGGAGGCAGCUCACUUCUGCUACCUCGUGGCUCACGUGCCCUUCGGUCACUACACCGUGAAGACUGACCAUCUGGCCUUGCUUGGCAGCAGUCACAGUCAAGAGUUUUUGAAAUUUGCAACCACCGAGGCUAUCCAGAGGACGGAAAUCUUCGAGUACUGUCAGAUGCUGGGCCGCCCCCAAUCCUUCAUCCCUUCUUUCCAGUGUCUUACCGAAGACUGUCCUUCCCCGGCAAAGCCGUGCCAGAGCAGCUCCUUCCAGAAUAGUCUUCUCAUCUCUCCCUCAUCUCUUUGGUCAUCCCACCUUUCAGUCACCUCUGGGCUGAGGGUGUAUAAGCUCCUUUAUGCUUCCCGUCUGGCAGAUUAUGGCCUCGUGUCCCAGGCCUUGCAUUACUGCGAAGCCAUUGGCACGGCCCUCCUUAGCCAGGAAGAGAGCGAUCACCCUGUGCUAUUAGUGGAACUCAUCAAGCUAGCAGAGAAACUGAAGCUGUCAGACCCCUUGGUUGUAGAGAGACGCCGUGGAGACAGGGACCUGGAGCCAGACUGGCUGGUGAAGCUGCGCAGGCGGUGCAAGGAGCUAGCGCACAAGGUAAUAGGAGAUGCUGCGGAUCCUCAUUCUGCUCACUCAGACACUUCGGGAGCCAGAGAAACAGCAGAAAGCACUUUCUACCAUGAUCUUUCGGGACAUCCAAGCGACUCAGAAGCCCUUGGGGACCGCUCAGCCUUGUGGCCAACACUGGAGCAGAUGGGCCCAACCCAGCCCAGCCCACAGCAGCCCUUUCUCUACCAGCCCGGCUCCCACCCAGCAGGGGGAAGUGUGGGGCAGAUGGGUGUCCCAGUGCCUCUUUACUCGGUUGCCAGGACCAGUGGUAGCCUGGCAGAGGUAGUAACUCCUGGAGGAGGAACCUGGGAGGAAACCCAGCAGAUGCACCCGCCCCCUGUAGAGAACAUGGUAUCUCCAGGAAGUUUCCAGCAUCCUGAUGGUCAAAAGGUCGUUUCCAAACCGCAGGAGCCACUGAUUCCCAGAUCACGAAAUACUUCUGAGAGUUCCACUUCUUCAGUCAAGGAGGAGGAGGAGGAGUCUUCCGAUGAGGCAGAUAAAAAAUCUUCCCAAAACCCGACACAGAAAGGAAAACUAGGAGAUGUGAAAGAGAACACAAAGAGCUCAGGGUUUGGCUGGUUCAGCUGGUUUCGCUCAAAGCCCACCAACAACGCAUCUAGCUCUGGAGAAGACUCAUCCGACAGUCCCAACUCUGAGGAGACCUCCAGAGUAUCUUCUCCUCCUGAGGCUGGCCCCGGCCUCUCACUGACCUCUCUCCCAGCGCCCCAGUCUCUGCCAGGCACCAGCACCUUGUCUGGGGCCACAGGCGAGGGUGAAGUCGGAGGAUCAGCAUCCAGUGGGGGAGCAGCCGAGGGCACUGGGAGUGGAGUCCUGUCUGGGCCUGAGGCUGUUUCCUCUGAGCUUUAUUUCAACCCUGGUGUUCUGCUUCCCCCAACCCCUUUGAAAGGAAGCGUUCCUCUCUACAACCCAUCUCAGGUGCCCCAGCUCUCCAUGGCUACCAGCCUGAACCGACCGAAUCGCCUAGCUCAGCGCCGCUAUCCAACCCAGACAUGAUGAGAAUGGUCACCCAUCCCAGGCUGGUCUCCUUCCUUGAUCUGCAGCCCCUCUGCCAUAUUGGGCCCCCCAAAAGAGUCAUGCUGGCCUAUUGCCUCUACUAGGACAGGGUCUUCCAGGACACAGCUCAGUCCAGUCUCUUAACAUUAGCUUCAGAAUGAUGGCUGGUACUACAUGGGCUGGAUGGAAAAGCUGGGUAGAACAGCAGACUGGAGGGGAGCAGAAUGCCAUGGUGGGAGUAUUCAGGGUGACAGCCUCAGAUCCUCAGGAAAGUCAAGCCUAAGAACCCCUCAGCUGGAAUCAAUGAUAACCCACUGGGCUCUGUGGCAGGCAAUUAUUUGGGGGAGGUGCCCAGAGCAAUUUUCAUGACUAACGUUGACACAUUCCUCAAUCUUAGUUCUAUACCAAUUCACGGCUCUAGUUAGCAAAGUUUAUAUACUGAAACUUGAUUAUUGCUUCCCGUCAGAACUCCCUCCUCAGUGACAUUUCAGCAGUUUCCCUCUUGGUCCUAGUUUUGUGCACAUUUUUAUGUGCUUCAGAUUAAUUAUAUUUCUCUCACUUUCUUAGCUGGUCCUAUUUUUUCACAUUCUGGCAUCUGGCUAUCAAGUUAGAUUGCUGUAGGCAUCAUAUUGUCAUGGUAACUACCGAACCUAAUGAUGCAGAUGGAUGGAACAUCAGUAUAAUAAAUGAUGGGAAAUGUUUCCUAAAAAUUCACCCCUUCCUUAAGAGAGGAGGAGGAGUGCCUGAUAGUGUUAAUACCACCCUUCCUACCUCAGGCUUUUGCAAAUGGAUGUUUGGAGGGUCGGUGCAGCCAGAGGGAGGAGGGGGACAUCUUGGAGAUUUCCAGUUCUCUUUUCAAACCCAAAAUAGGGAUGACUCUUGCUGUUUGUCAGAUUUGCUGCAAAUUGCUCCUCACAAAGAACAUUUUUUUCUAUCUGUAAUUGUACAUACAGGUUUUGUACUCUAAUGUACUACAGUUCUGAUGUGGAUAGCGAUUAAA
Molecule: messenger RNA, 4445 nt
Organism: Nyctereutes procyonoides (raccoon dog)
Lineage: Eukaryota; Metazoa; Chordata; Mammalia; Carnivora; Canidae
Gene: SEC16B
Product: SEC16 homolog B, endoplasmic reticulum export factor
Exons: 27
Coding region: 185-3445 (1086 amino acids)
Biological process (GO): Golgi organization; autophagy; COPII vesicle coat assembly
Cellular component (GO): ER to Golgi transport vesicle membrane; endoplasmic reticulum exit site
Source: RefSeq, a predicted model, not a curated record